This is a messenger RNA of Cucumis melo (muskmelon), 1959 nucleotides long. RefSeq names its product dihydropyrimidinase. Gene Ontology annotation, biological process: pyrimidine nucleobase catabolic process. The transcript has 13 exons. Gene Ontology annotation, molecular function: dihydropyrimidinase activity. The coding region runs from base 108 to 1694 and encodes 528 amino acids. NCBI's taxonomy places the organism in Eukaryota, Viridiplantae, Streptophyta, Magnoliopsida, Cucurbitales, Cucurbitaceae. The record is from RefSeq and is a predicted model, not a curated record. Gene Ontology annotation, cellular component: cytoplasm; cytosol.
AAUUUUAGAAAACGGGAUAUUACCGGGAAAGAGUUCUGGUUCUUUCUCACUCGAGUAGUUCCGUGAGGUUUGAUGAAGCUUUUCACUUCAGCGGUGCACUGAAAUUCAUGGAGCGACCUCAGAUCUUAUUUCUGAUUCUCUUCAUUUCUUCACUCUGUUUUAUCGCAGAAUCCGAUCAGUUUUGUGACGCCGGUAUUGGAAUUGAUAAGUCAACAUGUGGUAUAACAUCGUCGUCGAAGCUACUGAUAAAGGGUGGGACUGUUGUGAAUGCUCAUCACCAGGAGGUUGCUGAUGUUUAUGUGGAAGACGGGAUUAUUGUUGCUGUGAAGCCUAAUAUCAAAGUUGGAGAUGAUGUUGCAGUCCUAGAUGCCACUGGAAAAUAUGUCAUGCCAGGAGGAAUUGACCCUCACACACAUCUAGCUUUCGAGUUUAUGGGUACUGAGACGGUUGAUGACUUCUUCACUGGUCAGGCUGCAGCAUUAGCUGGUGGAACUACGAUGCACAUUGACUUUGUUAUUCCAGUGAAUGGAAGCCUAUCAGCAGGGUUUGAAUCGUAUGAGAAAAAAGCAAAGAAAUCGUGCAUGGAUUAUGGUUUUCAUAUGGCAAUCACAAAAUGGGACGAAGUUGUUGCACAGGAAAUGGAAAUCAUGGUGAAGGAGAAGGGGAUAAAUUCUUUUAAGUUCUUCUUGGCAUACAAGGGGGCAUUAAUGAUCAGUGAUGAGCUCUUGCUACAAGGAUUGAAAAAGUGCAAAUCUCUUGGUGCCUUGGCCAUGGUACAUGCUGAAAAUGGUGAUGCUGUAUUCGAAGGACAGGAGAGAAUGAUUGAACUUGGUAUAACUGGUCCAGAGGGACACGCUCUUUCACGGCCUGCUGUGUUAGAAGGAGAGGCAACGUCCCGAGCAAUACGUUUGGCUAGUUUUGUGAACACUCCUCUAUAUGUGGUUCAUGUUAUGAGCAUUGAUGCAAUGGAAGAAAUAGCCAAAGCUCGAAAAGCAGGGCAGAAGGUGAUUGGAGAGCCAGUUGUGUCUGGGUUAGUUCUAGAUGAAUCUGGGCUUUGGGAUCCUGACUUUGUCACCGCAGCAAAGUAUGUCAUGAGUCCUCCUAUUAGACCAUCGGGGCACGAUAAGGCCCUUCAAGCAGCACUUUCAACUGGAGUUCUGCAGCUUGUGGGAACCGAUCACUGUGUCUUUAAUUCUACACAGAAAUCCAUAGGAAUUGAUGACUUUCGAAAAAUUCCUAAUGGUGUCAAUGGCAUCGAGGAAAGAAUGCAUUUGGUAUGGAAUACAAUGGUGGAAUCUGGUCAAAUAUCUGUCCGUGAUUAUGUUCGAAUCACAAGCACGGAAUGUGCUAGGAUUUUCAAUAUCUAUCCAAAGAAAGGAGCAAUUCUUGCUGGGUCUGAUGCAGACAUAAUCAUACUCAAUCCAAAUGCAAGUUUUGAAAUAUCUGCAAAGCAUCAUCACUCUAGAACUGACACAAAUGUCUAUGAAGGAAAGAAAGGGAAGGGGAAGGUUGAAGUGACAAUUUCUGGAGGAAAGAUUGUUUGGGAAAACAAUGAGCUAAAAGUUAUUCCAGGUGCUGGGAAGUACAUAGAGAUGCCAGCUUUUAAUUAUUUGUUUGAUGGAAUUUACAAGGCAGAUGCUCAGUACCUGUCCUCGACUCGUGCUCCGAUGAAACGUUUUCAUUCUUCAACUUAAACCUUCAAUCAUCAUAGUUUAUGAAACCGUGUAAUGAUAGAUAGUUGUUACGGAUGGAAUAGCUGAGAUUGCAUGGCCUGUAUCCACCAUGUACAUAGUUGUUACGGAUGGAAUAACCGAGAUUGCAUGGCCUGUAUCCACCAUGUAGAUCUAUAGCAACUUCUUUUUAAGAUACUGCACAGGAUAUUAUGUUAUAGCAUAGUUUAUUUACCUUGUUUUCCUCCAUGAAGUAAGAAAAUAAAUUUCAAGGUUCCAUGUUUUAUAA